GGUUGGAGCUGCAGAAGGAACAAAGUAUACAAAAGUGUGGUGCAGAAACUGGUUAAGUUUGGCUGGCUGAAACAGUUUGGGGGGAGGAUGGGCAGCAGGUGAGACUGGAGUUAAAAGCCAGGCCAGGUCAUAUGGCGUCAUUUAACAGCCUAAGCCUUAUGAGAUUAUAGAAAGCCACUAAGAUUUAAAACAGGUUGAUGACUCAAUUUUUUUGUUUUGAAAAACUUUCCCAUAAGAACAAGGUUGAUGACGAGAUCAGGAAACUAAUGCAGGAUACAGGCAAAAGCCAAUGGUGAUCUGAAUUGUACUGAAGAUGAAGAGUAGUGGACUGAUUCAGAAAUCAGAAAGACUUAGUGAAUGCCAAAAGAAAAGCCAAAGAUCAGCCCUGGGCUUCUGUCUCAACAACAGGGGUGGAUGGUGAAGCCUGUCAUCCUAGCUCUAGGGACAGCAUCACCUCUCAACACUGGGCCUGCCAGGCUUUGUGGGUCCAGCUCUAGUUAUCAUGCUCUUUGGUGACAUCAGCACAUGCAUGCAUGUAUCUUCACAAAGGCACAUGAUGUGAGGGCUGUCCUCACUGUCCAUUCUUCAUUGCUGCAUUAUUGACUUUGACUCUGCCUAUAAAAAGGCAACUAGGUUGUGUCUCUCAAAUUGUGGUGAUGUAUCUGUGGUGAUCUGGAAAACUGACAAGAUCGGGUCUGGUGACAUCUUUCAUAAACAUGGAACAGUUUUAUAGGGACUACAGUCACUCUCCUCUGAAAUGUUCAAGCAAGUUCUUUUAUUCACCAUCAAGUUACUCGUCAUUACAGAGACAGAACCUUAUCUGUUUCCUAAGAAACCCACAUUAUGGAAGCCUUAUUUAUGCAGAUGGUCGUGGUGAAGUGCGGACGGAUUGGAACAAUCUAUCCAAGUUUUUUCAGUAUGGGUGGAGAUGCACCACUAAUGAGAAUUCAUAUUCAAACUGUACACUGAUGGGCAACUGGAACCAGGAAAGAUACGACCUCAAAAAUAUUGUUAAACCUAAACCUUUACCUUCCCAGUAUGGACACUACUUUGAAACAACAUAUGCUACAAGCUAUAACAGCAAAAAGCCACUUUCAACUCAUAGAUUUAAGCAUGAGCCUCACUGGUUCCCCGGACAUCAGCCUGAGCUGGAGCCUCCUCAACACAAAUGCACAGAAAAGUCAACUUAUAUAAAUAGCUAUUCAAAGCCUCAAGCCAGGCAUCUUUCUGUGUGUAUCUGUGAUCCAAAUGUGGACCAAUUUCAGGGUCCAGGAAUCUAAGAGAGGAAAAGAAGCUUCAUUUUUCUGGAACAGAAUGCACAAAGCACAUUCUAAGCAGAACUCAAACUUAGCUCACUGAGGCAUGAUUUCUUUCUAAAUAAAUAAAGCAGAAGACACAUACA
Molecule: messenger RNA, 1402 nt
Organism: Nannospalax galili (Upper Galilee mountains blind mole rat)
Lineage: Eukaryota; Metazoa; Chordata; Mammalia; Rodentia; Spalacidae
Gene: Cfap68
Product: chromosome unknown C11orf1 homolog
Exons: 4
Coding region: 717-1280 (187 amino acids)
Cellular component (GO): nucleus
Source: RefSeq, a predicted model, not a curated record